Heterobilharzia americana is the source of this 1917-nucleotide messenger RNA. The record is from the annotation of a GenBank genome assembly. NCBI's taxonomy places the organism in Eukaryota, Metazoa, Platyhelminthes, Trematoda, Strigeidida, Schistosomatidae.
AUGUAUGGUUUACUGUUGGAAGGAUUACGUAACUUUAUUGUCACUAAAUGGUCUUCGGAACUAUGGAUGGAAAUAUGUAAACAUACUGACUUGUCUGAUACACAAUUCGAAACACGAAAAAUUUAUAGUGAAACUUUACUGCCAAAAUUGUUUGAGAUAAGCGCAAGUAUACUGAAUGAACCCAUAGAUGAUAUCAAGUUUGGCAUGGGUGUAACAUUUGUUGAAUAUGUUGGCGGUAAAGGAUAUCAUGGGAUAUUAAGAGUACUUGGUCGUGAGCUACGUGAUUUUCUGAAUGGUUUAGAUAACUUACAUGAAUUUCUACGAUCAAGUUACCCAAAAAUCAAACCACCGUCUUUUUUUUGUGUGAAUGAGAGUAAGACAGGCAUCACACUACAGUAUCGUUCACAUCGUGCUGGCUUUGUACCAUUUUUCUGUGGAUGGAUGACAGAACUAUCCAGAGUUUUAUAUCAAAAAGAAAUGAAUAUUGAAAUUGUUGGACACAAAGACCGUGGUCAGCAGGUUGAGACAAUUCUACGAUUACACUUUCAAAAUCUGUCAUUUUCAAAUGUAGAAGAAGAACUUCCAGUUCCAGCUAUUGUCUUUUUUGAAGCUUUUCCCUUCAACUUUGUAUUCAAUCGUGGUAUGAAACUUCUCAAUAUAGGCAGAAGCAUGGCGAAUGCUUUACCGAAUAUUAUUGGUAGAGUUGUAUCAGAUAUAUUUCACUUAUCCAGACCUGUGAUACCUUUUACGUGGGAUGAUGUUAUGCUGCAUACGAACAUCAUAUUUGAGCUAACAAGCAUAGACCCAGACAAGGGUAUAAAUGGUGAGCGAACUGAUGGGUCAGAGGAAACAGAUUCUAAUCUAGGCAAGCUAAAACUUCGAGGUCAAAUGAAAUACAUGUUUGAAUGGGAUGCAAUAGUGUUUCUUGGAACACCAAUAAUGCGCGAUGUGGAUUCUAUGUUGGAAAUAGGUUUGUAUCUAAACGAUUUAAGCAUGCAUGAUUCUAGUCGUGAUAUGGUGUUGGCAGGUGAGCAACAAUCUGCUGAAUUGAAAUUGGCAUUGGAACAAGAAAGCGAGAAAAGUAAGCGAUUGGAAGAAAGUUUGAGACGGUUAGAUGAAGAAAUGAGGAGAACAGAUGAGUUAUUGUAUCAAAUGAUUCCUCGAUCUGUAGCUCAAAGACUUAGAGCUGGUGAAGCUGCUGUGGAUACAUGUGAAGUUGAGACAAUUGGUGACGCUUACAUGAUAGCGUCAGGGUGUCCAACACGUACAAAUUACCAUGGUCCAUUCAUCGCUGAAAUGGCCCUUGAUAUGGUUGAAUCUGUUCAGAAUGUUAAGGAUGAAUCUAAAGAUCCACCAGAAGGCCUACGUAUUCGUGUAGGUCUUCAUACUGGUCCAGCUGUUGCUGGUGUCGUUGGUGUAAAAAUGCCACGCUACUGUUUAUUUGGUAGUACAGUCACAACAUCUGAAAUAAUGGAACAGACAAGUUCACCUCAAAGAAUACAGGCCAGUAUUAAAACUUAUGAAGCUCUCUCACCAUAUGGUGUUUACGAUCUAGCAGAAAAAGGAGUAGUUGAAUUAAAGGAUGGCGGUACAAUAUUAACUUACUGGUUAAAUGGAAGACGUGAUCCUUCAGACUGUGAAAAAACGGCCAAAUUUUUAAAGGAACUAGAUGUUGAACGAGAAAAAAUAGCUGAUUCUAAUUUGGCAUCUUCACAGCAACGCACUGGUGAAAGUUGGGAGUCAGUAACAGCUAGCCGUUGUAGUUCAGCUAGAACAUUAGCUUCAAAACGAAGUUCAUUCUCUUUAUCACAACGUGGAAGUCUAGCGGAUCCAGGUCUUGAUACGAAAGCAAUGGCAAGAAUUAGAAGUUUAGCACAUGGUAGUGAAAAUAAUAAGCGACCUAGUAUUGCAAGGUAG